Messenger RNA from Maniola jurtina (meadow brown), 8886 nucleotides. RefSeq lists its product as uncharacterized. The transcript has 33 exons. NCBI's taxonomy places the organism in Eukaryota, Metazoa, Arthropoda, Insecta, Lepidoptera, Nymphalidae. Gene Ontology annotation, molecular function: zinc ion binding; protein binding; DNA binding. The coding region runs from base 238 to 8412 and encodes 2724 amino acids. Gene Ontology annotation, cellular component: nucleus. The record is from RefSeq and is a predicted model, not a curated record. Gene Ontology annotation, biological process: heterochromatin organization; negative regulation of gene expression.
UUAAGGAAACGAAAAAUGCUGUGUCUAGUUUUUUAAAAAUGUGCAAAAAGUGUUUUUAUUUAGAUUGGAAAUAAGCAGAAUUACCCUUAGAAAUAUUAAUAAUUUUUCUCUGAACUCUAGUCAAUACGAGUUUCCUUUAUUUCUAGUAUUAUUGAAUAUGGGGUUAUUUUGAAUAACAAGUGAAGGAAUCAUUAACAAUUUACUCAGUUUUGAAUCUUUGUUUAUAGGCAGUAAAAUAUGAGUUCGUCACAAAAUACUUCGCACGACAACGAGGAACAUAACAGUCCAGACCAAGUAAGUUUGAAAGAAAAAGAAAAUGUUACAAAUUUACCGGAAAAAGACACUCAAAUAUCGAUAGCAUCUUAUGAAUUGAUCACAAGUUCAGAUGCUCAUGAAAAUCCAUUAAAAUCGGAUGGGAAGGUGAAAAAUAUAAACAAUUCACCAUUAAACGAAGGAAGUGUCAAAAUUGAUGAAACUUUUUUGAGUAACAUAGAGGAGUCAUUAGGUGGCACAGAAGAUAUCAUGUCUACAGAGCCUAACGAUGACGAUGAUGAUGAUUUAGAGUUGAGAUAUGAUGACGAUCCCGAUAAUAGUGAUGAGAUAAUAAAUGAGGAUGCCCUACUGGAAGAAAGUGUAGAACCACAAGAUGAUUUUAACAAAGUACAAGAUGAAAAAAAUGACAUGGAUAUUCAAAAUCAAGACAUCCCUCUCGAAGAAGAUAUAAUAGGCAAAAUAGUUGUACUUAAAGACAUCAAAGACUCACAAGUCGAUCAAAGUAACAUCCUAGGAGAAGCUCAAAAAAUUGAAAAAGAAUGCGAUAAAAUUGAUGAUCCAAAAGACAAUCUUUUGAAAGUUGAAAAAGGGCCAGAAAAUCAAAAGCGUGAAACUUUAGUAGAAGAAAAAAACUUUUGUAAUCAAAAACCAAUUUAUGCAGAUAUCAUUGCAAAAGAUGAAAAUAAAGAAACUGAUACAAAUAUCACAGAUAAUGAUAAUACAUCUAUGAUAUCUCAGAAUUCAUCAUUUGAAAAAAUAACAGAACAUGGUUUGAACAAACCAAACAUGAUGUUAGAAAUUCCCACUCAAGAAUUUAUUGAGUUUAGUGAUGAAACUGAUGAAGAAUUAGAAGAAACCAGGCUUAAUAUGUCUACUGACAUAGACGAAGUUAUUGAUUUAGAUGAUAAUUUGGUCAAUAUGGAUGAAGAAAAUAUUGAACAUGUAGAAGACAAUGUAAAAAGCUCAGUAGAUGUUGAUAUGACUAUUAUAGCAGACUCCAGAGCUAAUACUGAUACCUCACAACUGAUUUUUCAAGGUCACGAAACUUGUGAAGAUGUAAAUAUGGAUAUAGUAGAUAGUGCACAGAAUGAUAUCACAACAAAUGCAUUAAGUCAUGAAGCGGAAAUAGCAGCUGAUAUUAUAACAAAAGAAAUGAAUAAUGUGGAUGUUGAAACUUUUAUUAAAGAAAAUGACGUAAUUCAAGAGGAAAAUGAAAAUUCAAUAGAAGAAUUGAUUAGUUCAUUUGAUAGUGAACCUGAUAAAGAGAUAACCAAUCAAUUAAAAGAAACUGACGAUGUUAUUGAAUUAUCUGAUGAUAACAUAGCAAUUGAAGUAGAAGAUUCAGAAAGUUCAUCAGCAGAAUCAUUACCUGAUGUGAAUGUAAAAAUUGAAAAUUCAAUUAGGUCAGCAGAAUUAGAAGAAGAUAUAUUAAAUGAAACCGAAGAGAUUGAUAAUCUUAUUUUAACAAGUAAAAAGUCUAAAACAAAACUCACAGAAGCUGACCCAAAAAUAACUAACAUAAGUUCUACAAAAACAUGUGAAAAAAGUAUAUCAGAUCAAAAUACGAAUAUAAAUGGCUCUAAACCUACAAAUAGGAUAGAAAUUUCCAGCCAAAAGUUUAACAAAGUCAAUACUGAAACAGACAAAAUAGUUGCUAUGGAAACAUCACACAAAAUGCCAAUAAACACUGCAACAGAAAUAUUGCAUUAUGUUACACCUAAUGAAUUGGCAAAAGAAGAAGGAAUUGCACAAGAUAUUUCUUUUCAAAGUGUGGUGUCAUCAAAUAAGAUACAAAUAACAGAAGCUGAAAUAAAAGCUUCUGAAGAAUGUACACCAGAAAAAAUUACAACACUUAAUACAAGUGCUUCUUCUCAAUCUGACGGUCCAUCAGUAUCGAAAAUUGAGUCAAAACUGCCUCAAGAAAGUUCAUCAAAACUAAAUAUGGCUGUUUUAACAUUGGUGGCACAUCCAGAAAAUAUUGAUAAACAAAACUCUAAUUCAGAAGAGGAAUUACAAGUAUCAAAAACACCAAAAUUUACAGCUGAGCCUGUUGUCUCAAUGGAUGAUCCAAUGUCAUCUAUAAGUAAUAUAGAUAUGACAGUAAUAAAUGAAUGUAAACAUGAAACUGAGCUUAGCUCAUAUGCUUUAAAAUCGUUUUCACCUAAACUUGAAGUAUUGAUUGAAAAGCCUUCUUCAUCUGUUGAUAAUAAAGAACCUGUAUCUAAUUUAGAAGAAUCAAUGGAUGUUGAUGGUGCAGAGCAAUUGGAGCCUUUAAUCAAAGUAGAUGGUGUAGAGCAAUUUAAGCCUAAAAUAGAAACAGAAAAAUCAGAAAUUAUUGAAGAACCAUCUAUGUCGAAGAUUGAACCAAAAACAAAAACAUGUGGACAAAUAACAACAGAAAAAUGUGAACUAAUACCAACUGAGCCGUCAGAUAAACUGCCACCAUCUACAUUAAAUCUGGAGCAAAUAACAUCAGGAACAGUUGAACCAACAUUAUCCACACCAAAUAUUGAACUAAUUACAUUAAAGGCAGUUGAACCACAAGAAUCUUCAUUGAAUAUUAACCCAAAAACAUCAGAAACAAGGGAACAAACAAUUUCAGAAAUGGUUGAUCCAAAGCCAUCAAUAUCGAAGAUUAAGUCAAAAACAAUAGAAACAUGUGAAUCAUCACCAUCUACUUCAAAGAUUGAACCUAUGAUAGCAAAAACUAUUGAUCCAAACCCAUUUACAUCAAAGAUUCACCUACUAAUACCAGAACCAGUUAAACCACAAGCAUAUUCAUCUAAUAUUGGAUAUAAAACGUCAGAAACAGUUGAACCAGAACCAACAACAUCAAAGAUUGAACUGCCCCCAUUGGAAAGUAAAGAACCACAACUCUCAACAUCAGAAACAGUUGAAUUACAACCAAUUACAUCAAAGAUUGAACAGCCAACAUCAGAAAAUAUUGAACUAUCACCAUCUAAUUUAGAAACAGUUAUACCACAACCAACAACAUCAAAGGUUGAACCACUAACAUCAGAAAUUAUUGAACCACAACCAUCAACAUCAGAAAAAAUUGAACCACAACAAACAACAUCAAAGGUUGAACCACUAAAAUCAGAAAUGAUUGAACCACAACCAACAACAACUAUUGAACCACCAAAAUCAGAACAUACUGGUAUACAACCAUCAACAUCAGAAACAGUUGAGCCACAACCACCAACAUCAAAUAUUGAACCACCAACAUCAGAAAGUAUUGAACUACAACUAUCAACAUCAGAAACAGUUGAACCACAACCAACAACAUCAAAGUUUGAACCACCAACACCGGAAAGUAUUGAACUACAACCAUCAACAUCAGAAACAGUUGAACCACAACCAACAACAUCAAAGGUUGAACCACUAAAAUCAGAAAUUAUUGAACCACAACUAACAACAUCAACUAUUGAACCACCAAAAUCAGAACACACUGGUAUACAACCAUCAACAUCAGAAACAGUUGAACCACAACCACCAACAUUAGAAAGUAUUGAACUACAGCCGUCAACAUCAGAAACAGUUGAACCACAACCGAAAUCAACUAUUGAACCACCAACAUUAGAAAGUAUUGAACUACAACCAUCAACAUCAGAAACAAUUGAUCUGCAACCAUCAACAUCAGUAACAAUUGCACCACAACCAACAACGUCAAAGCUAGAACAACCAACAUCAGAAAGUAUUGAACCGCAACCAUCAACUUCUAAAUGUAACACAGAAGCAUUACAUUCCAAACCAAACAGUCCAAAAAAUCAAUCGGACUUUGACUCUUUAAUUCAAGAUUCAUCAAAUGAGGUUCCAGAAAUGACCGAUAGUCUUGGACUCUUAGCUGAAUCAUCGAGGCCAGUGAUGGAGGAUGAUGAAGAGCACGAGGAUGAUGAUGACGAUGAUGGCGAGGAUGAAGAUGAUUUUGAACCAGAUGAUGAAAGCAGCAAUCAAAUGACAGCAGAGCAUUCUGAGGACUCCAACGCUCACCAUUCAGAGACGGAUCCAAAGGACCCAGAGACACUGAACGAUGAAAAACAAGAGUUUCAAUUCAAAAUAUCUGAAAGUAUUAGUGUCAAAGAAAAGGGACCUGAGAAAAUGGUGUGUGAUGAGGUAAAAAUAAAAGAAAUCCCUGAAAGUACAGAAAAAUCUGUAAAUGAUGGAGCAGUUGAUGAAAACAGACCUUCGAAUGAAAUCAAAACAAAACAAAUGGAAGUUGAAACAGUGAAACUAUCUGACACUGAAGACACUGAAGACGCUGAGAAGAAGGAAGCGAGUGGUGUUUUAAAGGCUUUGCUGUUGAAUAAGACACCAAGAACAUCAACCGACUCUGAUUACACAGCGUGGACAAAGAAAAAAAAAUUAUCUAUAUCCAAGCAAGAAAGUGUUGUGAGCUAUGUUGAUUUAGAAGAAAGCUCUUCAGACGAAGAUAAAAAUCAACCGCGAACUAAGGCAAGUACCGUCGAAACUGAAGAGCCACAAGACAUCGCUACAGAGGACAUAUCGAGUGAUCUUCCACAAAAUGAACCAACAGAAGUUGUGAAGGAACCCGAAAAAAGUAGCGCCAGUUCACCGAAACCAGUGCUUGAGGAAGGCGUGGUAAAACUUAAAGAACCGCAAGUUGCCGCAAAAUCGAAAUCGCCGAGCCAAACAGACAUCCCUAAGUCACAGUCUCCGGAAACUAAGGCACAAUCGCCUAUAGGGCUAGAAGUUUUCAAUCUUGAUUCCGAUGAGGAAGAUUCGUCUAUAAAACAAGACAUUGACAGUGCAGCAGCAGCCGAAAAACCGCCGACCCAGCAGGCGAAGACACGUAGAUUGAUGAAGUGCAUCAACAGAUUCUGUGACAACACCGACCCCAGUGCAGGGUACUAUGUAGCGGACACUAGUACUGCGAUGUACUUCGAAGCGGACAAGACGAAGCGCGCAUACGUGUGCGAGAAGUGCGCUAAUGUUGUGGAGAAACGGAAUCAGGAACUCAUAGAAGGGAUGAAGAACUUCAGACCUCUAUUCCAACUGCACACCGCUAGGAACUCUGAGGAGCUGGUGGAGAUAUCUGACUCCGACUCGGACGAGGAACCGCAGCCUACCUUGGACCAGUUGCAGAUCGUGGGCAAAAAUGGAGCCAAAAUGCUAGAAGAGCACUUGGCAAAUAUGCUUAACGAGACAUGGGCAAAGUACAAGAUGGACGAUCGUCUCGAGGAAACUAAAAAAGAUCUUCAAAAAGAAAUGGAAAACUUAGAAAAGGAGUGUCAGGAAAUCCACGCAAUGUUCGACGAGUGCCAGGUGGCGACGGACAAACUACGCAACUCGCUGUACGCCACCUUCGACCCAGACAUACAGGAGCUGCCGUCCAUCGUCAUCUUUGAUAAGCCUAAUUGCUCCUACACUUGCUUGGAGCCGCCUUCGAACGAGCGUCGACAAAACAAGCGUUCCCUAUCGCCGGCCGAAAGGACGCCAGAGGCUCCCCCGGCGAAGAAGCCCACAACGCCGACCCCUGCCCCCGCCCCCGCGCCUCCCGCGCUACCCGCGCAGAGCAUGCCAGAGGUUGUCGUCGAAACUGCUCCACAAGACACUGAGCCAAAAGUUGAACAAAUGAACAUGGACAUAUCGGUAGUGAACUUAGCGGUGGAGGCCGCGCCGGACGACUUGCCCCCGCCCGGGGACCUGUCCCAUCCACCCAUCAAGUUGGGGAUGACUGUGUAUGCCAUGAAAAACGCGUUCGGCACCUGGCUAAGAGCUAAGGUUGUGGAGAUACAGCCGAAGACACAUAACAUGGCUUUCACGAUGGUUCGCGUAAGGUUCGAGCAUAAGGUGACGAAAAACCCCUUCAAAACAUUGCCGGCCAGAUGUCUGGCGUACUUCGAACCGUCUGAAGUCAGGAUGACUAUCGGUACCCGUGUGAUCGCAUUGUUCAAAGACAUCAGUGCCCGACAGGCGUACUAUUCUGGGAUCGUUGCUGAAAUACCAAAUCCUGUCAAUAAGUAUCGGUACCUAAUAUUCUUCGACGACGGGUACGCGCAAUACGCGCCGCAUUCCCAAACGCGCCUAGUAUGCGAGUUCUCGUCGCUAGUGUGGGAGGAAGUGCACCCGUACUCGCGCGAAUUUGUGCGCGGCUACUUGCUCGCUUACCCCGAGCGGCCCAUGGUGAGGCUGCAUGCGGGACAGAACUUGAAGACUGAGUGGAGAGGCAAGUGGUGGUCGUCCCGCGUGGUGAGCGUGGACUCGUCGCUGGUGGAGGUGCAGUUCCUCCGCUGCGACAGGAGAGAGUGGAUCUACCGCGGCUCCACGCGUCUCGCGCCGCUCUACUUAGAGCUUCAGGCGGCGGAGAGGCACCGCCCCAGGGCGUUACCCCGCACGCAGCCGCAAGCGAGGACAAACAUGCCGUACGUGGAGUAUACGCGAUCUGACGAGCAAGCCAACAAGCAGCCGCAGACUCCACUGCAGCGUCAACAACAAUUGCACCAACAGAACGAGGAAAUACGUCGGCAGCGCGCCGUGGCCAAGAAAUCGACGGCGCUACCACAACCGCCGCCGCCACAGCCGAACAACGCUAACCUGGACGGUGUCAAUAGCAGAGUUGUGUACUACACGCCGAAGAACGCUGUGAAACCGCACAAGAUGACGCCGCAUACCUGCUCGCCCAAGUGCAAGCGGACGGACGUGCUCGCGCUCAAAGACCUGCGCACCUACAACCCGCUUGCUAAACCGCUGCUCAGUGGCUGGGAAAGGCAAAUCGUGCGCUUCAAGGGGAACAAGGUGGUGAUGUACGUGGCGCCGUGCGGGCGGCGCCUGCGCAGCGUGCGCGAGCUGCACCGCUACCUGCGCGCCACGGACGCGGACAUGCCGGUGGACCUGUUCGACUUCUCGCCCACCACGCACUGCCUGGCCGAGUUCGUGCUCAACAAGUGCUUCGUGGGGAAGAAGGAUCUAUCCCACGGGAAAGAGAUCGUGCCGGUGCCGUGUGUAAACUACUACGACGACUCGCUGCCGGAGUUCUGUUCCUACAACACCGAGAGAACUCCGACCGCGGGAGUUCCGCUCAACCUCGACCCGGAGUUCUUGUGCGGCUGCGACUGUGAGGACGAUUGUGAGGACAAAACGAAGUGUGCCUGCUGGCAGAUGACACUAGAGGGCGCCCGAACCAUUGGAUAUGAAGGUGACGUCGGCUACGUGUACAGGAGACUGCCCGAGCCUCUGCCUUCCGGGAUCUACGAGUGUAACUCCAGGUGUAAAUGCAAAAACACAUGUUUAAACCGCGUCGCACAGCAUCCGUUGCAGCUCAAGUUACAAGUAUUCAAGACGUUGAACCGUGGCUGGGGCAUUCGCGCACUUAACGACGUGCCCAAGGGAGCCUUCCUGUGUAUCUACGCAGGCAACUUACUGACUGAUGCCACAGCUAAUUUGGACGGUCUGAACGAAGGAGACGAGUACCUGGCUGAGCUGGACUACAUCGAGGUAGUGGAGCAGAUGAAGGAGGGCUUCGAGGAGGACAUCCCAGAGAAGAUCAAAGCCAAGGACAAGAAAGAGUUAGCAAAGAAACCGACAGAAGAGGACGAUUCCUCGUCGUCGUCAUCGUCGUCGGAAGAAGAGACCGGCAUCAAUAAGAACGAGAGGGAAGAUGGCGACUUUGAGCCUGGCUUCAUCGGGGUUGGCGUUGCGGAGUUCAACAAACGUCUAAGAAGAAGAGACUCGAAGAAGGAAGCAGAGGAAGCCAAGCAGCAAGUGGCAAAAGAAGCCAACGCAGACGAUGAGUGUAUCACCAUCAGCGACGACGAAGAAGUGCGCGAGCCGUCGUGUUUCACAGCCGCGGCCGGCAUGGGCAAGAAUCAAUUCAUCUCCAAAUAUAGAUCAGUCCGCACACUGUUCGGCGAGGACGAGGCGUGCUAUAUCAUGGACGCUAAGGUUCAAGGCAACAUCGGACGAUACCUCAAUCACUCGUGCACACCGAACGUGUUCGUCCAGAACGUGUUCGUGGACACGCACGACCCGCGCUUCCCGUGGGUGGCGUUCUUCGCGCUGCACCACAUCCGAGCAGGCACUGAGCUCACUUGGAACUACAACUACGACGUGGGCUCGGUGCCCGGGAAGGUGCUCUACUGCUUCUGCGGCGCGCCUAACUGUAGGGGGAGACUGCUUUAAUGUGCUCACUAGUUUUCAUCAUUAGGUGCUUCCACCUCGGACAAAGGAUCAAGGUGGACUCGACAUCUAAUAACAAAAUAAUGAUACCUUGUUAGACCAAGCUAAUGGACUUGUAAUAACAAUAUAAUAUUACCUUGUUAGCAAGCUAAAUGUAUGGAAAAGCUCUAGAGUGAUAGACAAAAACACAUUUUUUUUGUCUUUGUCAUAGUUUAACUUUUUUGUUAGGCACAGUUGUCAUCUGUGCCCAACAAGCCUCUGUGAUAGUAAUUCUGCUAGUUUUCUGUUUUAAAUUUAGUGUUGAAGUUGUGUAGGAAGCCAUUUAUCGUGCAUCGCAGUGUGAUUGGCCGUAACAGUUGUAGCAAGCGCAAAUUAAGAAACAUAAACUUUAAUUCGUAUGUAUGUUUCGUUGUUUUGUCCGUUUCGGGUAUACGAGUCUGGCAAAUCCACCUUGAUCUGAUUGUAUCUGAGGCUUUC